Molecule: messenger RNA, 804 nt
Organism: Penicillium paradoxum
Lineage: Eukaryota; Fungi; Ascomycota; Eurotiomycetes; Eurotiales; Aspergillaceae
Product: pyridoxal 5'-phosphate synthase subunit PdxT
Exons: 2
Coding region: 1-804 (267 amino acids)
Biological process (GO): pyridoxal 5'-phosphate biosynthetic process; pyridoxine metabolic process
Cellular component (GO): cytosol; glutaminase complex
Molecular function (GO): glutaminase activity
Source: RefSeq, a predicted model, not a curated record
AUGGCUAUCACCGUUGGAGUUCUGGCCCUACAGGGUGCGUUCUUUGAGCAUGUUCAGUUAUUGAAAAAAGCCACCGAGCAAGCCCCAUCGUCCGAAUGGAACUUCAUUGAAGUACGAACGCCACAGGAACUGGCAACAUGCGAUGCUCUGGUCUUACCUGGUGGCGAGAGUACUACCAUGUCUUUGGUUGCAGCAAGGUCAAACCUUCUCGAGCCAUUGCGGGAGUUUGUAAAAGUGGAUCGCAAACCAACGUGGGGUACAUGUGCCGGGCUCAUCCUGCUUGCGGAGUCUGCCAACAAGACAAAGAAGGGCGGGCAAGAGCUCAUCGGUGGUCUUGAUGUUCGGGUGAACAGGAAUCACUUUGGUCGACAGACAGAAAGCUUCCAAGGCCCAUUGGAUCUCCCGUUCCUAGGUCAAGAUGCGCCUCCCUUCCCAGCAGUAUUCAUUCGAGCUCCAAUUGUGGAACGAAUUCUGCCGCAUCACGAAGGCAUCCAGACCGAAGAGACUCAACACGACGAUGUUGUCGUAGCGCCAUCCAGACAAGUGCGUGAUUCGGUGGCGGAAGCAGCGACCGCGGAACAUGUUGAGGUACUCGCCACAUUAGAGGGAAGGGCAGCUCAAAACGCCACAGAGGGCCGAGAUAUCAAUCCAGACAGGGAAGUUGGCGAUAUUGUCGCAGUGCGACAAGGAAACGUAUUCGGUACCAGCUUCCAUCCGGAGUUAACAGGCGAUGCAAGAAUCCACAGUUGGUGGCUGCGCCAGGUCCAAGCAGCCGUGCUGAAACGAAACGAAUUGAAGCAGUAA